AUGCAAUUCAAAGCCCUCGCGCUCCUUCUCGUUGCCGCUGCACCGGCCGUUUUCGCUGCUCCCGCUCCUGCCGCCAAUGUCAAGAUCAACUCUGACCUCCGCGUUAACCCCGACGGAUGGACUCCAAUCUAUGCCGAUUAUAUCGGCCACAUGAAAUCUCGAUUUGUCAACAAGCCCGUUACAGUUGCUCAAGCCAGCCAAGCCAACACCAAGACUGGCUACUAUAUUGAGGGCAACAACAACUCUGACGAUCUCUUCAUGGGUAUCAUGCGUCAAGUGACCGGACUUGUUCCUAACCAGCUCUACAAGAUGGAUUGGAACAUUAACAUGACCUCUCCCUUUGGCGACAACUGCUUCGGAGUCGGCGGUUCCCCUGGUGGCUCCAACUAUGUCAAGAUCGGAGGUGCCACAAACAAGCCCAACGUUGGUCAAAAGAGGACGGCCAGCGGUGAUUUCUGGACCUUUACCAACUUUGACCACGGUCACCAAGCCGAUGACGGAAAGGACAUGUCUACCGUCAGCAACAUUUCCGUUCCUGGCGCCGAGUGCGAAGGCACAGAGUACGGUCUUGUCCCCACCAUCCUUGAUCUGCGCAGGAGACCCGUCAAGGCUGAUGCAAACGGAUCCCUCUGGGCAGUCAUUGGAAUUGACUCUGGCUUUGAGGGUGUCACCGGUGUCUACUACCAACAAAUCGCCAUUGAAUUUAUCCCUGCUACCGCUGAGGAGGCUGAAUUUCCCUUCUAA
Molecule: messenger RNA, 744 nt
Organism: Spizellomyces punctatus DAOM BR117
Lineage: Eukaryota; Fungi; Chytridiomycota; Chytridiomycetes; Spizellomycetales; Spizellomycetaceae
Exons: 1
Coding region: 1-744 (247 amino acids)
Source: RefSeq, a predicted model, not a curated record